CUCUGUUAGCGGCGCGCGCGGUGGGGAUGGCGGCCUUGCUGAGUUCUGCCGGCCGCCUGCGGUCCCUUUGCGUGCGUCUCCGGCCCCUGCUGCUCCCGCCCGCACCCGCCGCCGCCAGAAAUGUCAUUCACCAAGCAAGGUUCCUUACAGUUGUACCUCAACGUGAAGGAAGUGUUAAAGAAGAACCAGUCUCAGAAAUCCAAAACAGACGGUCAUGGCAGUUUGACUGGGCAUUAAAUAAACUGGAUCAUUCUGUCAGAAAAACUGGCCGUAUCCCUAAAACCCUUCUACUAAAAGUCUUCCAGGAAACGUGCCGAGAGGGGUGUCCAGGGAGUAACCAGACCUUGCUUUUGUUGCGAAGCUGUGGUGCUCUGUUACCGGAGGUGUUGUCAUCUGAAAGAACAGAGCUAGCUCAUAUGAUAUGGGACAAGAUGAAAGAACUGGGUGCUGUCUAUGACACGAGCCACUAUAAUGCUUUACUUAAAGUGUACCUUCAAAAUGAGCAUAAAUUUUCUCCAACUGAGUUCUUGGCCAGAAUGGAGGAAGCUAACGUGCAGCCCAAUCGAGUUACAUACCAAAGGUUGAUUGCUGCUUAUUGCAAUGAGGGUGACAUUGAAGGAGCGAGUAAGAUUCUUGGAUUUAUGAAGAGCAAAGAUCUCCCAAUCACCGAAGCGGUAUUCAGUAGCCUUGUGAAGGGUCAUGCAAGAUCAGGAGAUAUCAAGAGUGCAGAAAAUAUCCUUUCCGUGAUGAGGAUGGCUGGUGUUGAGCCAGGUCCAGACACCUAUUUAUCACUACUGAAUGUGUAUGCUGAAAAGGGUGAUGCUGAUAGCAUCAAGAAGACUCUAGAAGAGGUUGAGAAGACUGAAGGGUACCUUAUGGAUAGAGUUUUGAUGCAGGUGAUUUUUAGCCUUGCCAAAGCUGGAUAUCCUCAGUACAUAGAAGACAUUAAAGAACGCAUGAGAUUUGAAAAGGAGUUAAUUCCAGAUAUGAUGAACCUCUGUUUGACUCUGAUAACUCAUGGCUUCGAAGACAUAAGUUUCCGCAUUUUGAAGUCUUACAAUCAUUUAUCACGUGAAAAUGUGGACCAGGGCAGCUUCUUCUUGCAGCAUUGUGUAAAUAGAAAUAUGCCUAUGAGCAAGUUGAAGCAGUUUUGUAAUGAAUUAAAAGAAGCAAAAAUGCACUCAGCACCAUUGAUAUUUAUUUUGCGUUGUGCUUUGGAGACCAACAAAUCAGGCCUCGCUAUUGAUGUGAUGAGGGCCAUGAAGGAGGAAGGCUUGCCACUCAGACCUCACUAUUGCUGGCCACUGCUGGUUGGGUUCCAGAAAGAGAAGAAUCUUAAAGGUGUCUUUGAGGUCCUCAAAGUGAUGCAUGAGUUGGGGGUGGAACUCAAUGCAGAAACGUACACAGACUAUGUUUUUAAAAAUUUUGCUGAUAUCGAAACUGCCUGCGCCCAGAUGAAGGAAAAUAACUGCCUCUUUGAAACCGAUGGACUCUUUGUAGCACAAAUUAGACAUGAAGCAGGACAUGGAAGACUGAAAAAUGUUGUUUCUCUACUGUCUUCAGCAAGCACACCUUCUAUUGAUUUUCGUCAGUUUAGAAACAGCCUCAUUUUGGGAUUUAGAAGCUCAAAUGAUGUACAGCUUUGGAGCCAGAUAACAGAACUGUUGUACAAGGAUGAACGAUAUUGCCUGACGCCUCCAGGACCAACUGAAGCUGUUGGCUAUUUUCUUUAUCACUUGAUUGACAGCAUGAGUGACUCAGAGGUACAGGCCAAGGAGGAGCGUUUGAGACAAUACUUCCAUCAGCUGAAGAAGAUGAAUGUAGUUAUCCCCGCAACCUACUGCAGCGGCAUUUGCAGACUGCUGGACUCCUCUCAAGUUCCUGAAUUAAUUAAGGAUGUGAGAUCACUAUCUCCUAAAAAAUUCAUGUCUACAGAAGACAUUCCAGACAGUGCUAAAUCUGACGUGUCUGCUUUGGAGAAGAAACUAGAAAAGCGAAAAGCUGAAAACCAGCCUAUUACAGAUGUCUUGAAACAACUCAUAUAUGCUCUUUGUGAAGAAGAGAAUAUGCAAAAAGCCCUUGAAGUGAAAGCCAAAUACGAACCGGACAUGGUUGUCGGUGGCUAUGCAGCCUUAAUAAAUUUGUGCUGUCGACACGAUAAUGUAGAAGAGGCAAUGAACCUGAAAGAAAAAGUCUUCCCUAAGAGCUCACCUGUUGCUCUUGACUCUGGAAAAUACAUAGCACUGGUAGAAGUCUUAGCAAAGCGUGGUAGACUAGAAGAUGCUAUUAACGUUCUAAGAGAGAUGAAAGAGAAGGACGUUCCGAUCUCAGAAAGAGCGGUUGCAUCUUUUUUCCGCCUUCUUAAUGCCGCUGCCAUCCGAGGUGAAGUUGAAACAGUGAAUCGGUUACAUGAGACCAUUGUGAACCUCGGCUUGGCAGAAACUGCUGCCCUUUAUUCCCCUCUGAUUACAGUUCACCUUGAAAAGGAUGACAUGCCUGCUGUUCUGGAAGCUUUAAUGGACUGUUAUAAGAAGCAUGGUAAAAUUCUUCAGCUUCAUAACAUCUACUGUAGACUGAUAGAAAAAGGAGAUACUGAACUCCUGCGAAAAGUUUCAGAUUUUAUAAGCAGCGAAUAUGGUGACAUGAUGGCUCUGUAUGAUCUCUUCUUUGCCUUCUUGCAAACAGGAAAAUACAAAGAGGCCAGGAAGGUUAUUGAGACUCCUGGUUUGAGAGCCCACUCUGGAAGAUUGCAGUGGUUUGCAAAAAGGUGUAUAUCAGGUAAUCAGAUGGAGACUUUGGAGCACUUGGUAGAAUUAACUCAGAAUGUAUUUGAAUGUGAUAGAGAUGAGAUGUACUACUACCUGCUUCAACUUUGUGAUAACAACUCUGACUGGAGAAGAGCUGAAGCUGUUUGGACUAAAAUUCAAGAAGAAAAUGUUGUUCCUCGUGAGAAAACACUAAGAUUACUGGCUGAUAUAUUUGAGAAAAAUGGUCAAGUUGUCCCAUUUGAGGUACCUAAGACUAGACAAGAAGAAAUGAGAAGUCCAGGAUCUUCUGAUAUUGAAGAACGAAAAAUAAGGAUGCUUUGUAAGAAAAACAGUGCAAGAGAGGCCUACAAUGUUUUUCUGAAGAAUCAAGGGAAGAGCGACUACCAGUAUCGUACUUAUGACACCCUCAUAAAAGCGUUGUUAUCUCUGGAUUGUAUUGAAGAAGCCAUGAAAGUGAAGCACACUGCUGAGACCCACAUCAAGGGCUUCACACUGAACAGUGCUGCCAGCAGCCUCCUCAUCAUAUCGCAAGUUAGGCGGGAUUAUUUGAAAGAUGCUGUUGCUGCUUUCCAAGGAAUGCUUGACAGUGGCCUCUUGCCUUCUAGACCAGCAGUUAUUGCACUUACUCAGGCUUUAGCAAUGAAAGGAGAUCUGAGGAACUUAAAAGCACUUGAAAACAUGGUGGAAAGCAUCACACAAUCCAUUGGUUUAUCUCCGUCUCUAAUUUCUAAUGCUAUUGCAUUGGCUCACACGAAUAACAAUGACCUUGAUGCUGCGGUGGAAUACCUUGAGCCUCUGCUUAUCUCUGGUGCACAGAAUCCUGAUCAACCUGUCAAAAAUAUUUCCUUUUUGUUACGAAAGGUGUCUGAGAAAGGAUUAGAGCCAGCUUUGGAAAAAUUUGGCGUGAUGGCAGAACGACUAGCCAAUCAGUUUGGAAUUUACAGACCUGUCACAGAUCUUUUCCUUCAAUAUGUCAGUGCAGACAGAGUGGAUGAUGCCAGAUCUCUACUACAGAGGUGUGGUGGAUUAGUUGAGGAGAAGAGAGCUUUUGUGAAUUACAUGACGAAAGCAGCAUCUAAGCCUGGACAGGCAAGGAAGAUCGAGAAGCUUCUAGAACUGAUUCCUGACAGCAUAGAUUUGGAAACUGCAUACCGUCACCUCAUAAGAUGUUAUGAAUUAGAUGGGGACGUUGCUUCUGUAAAGGCUGUGUAUGAGAAAACGAAAGAAAAGAAUAUACAGCUGCCUGAGCUAUCUCUGAAAUCUCUAGCAGCUUUUCUGAAGAAAGCAGGAGAGCCUGUCCCUUUCACUGAGCCCCCUGAGUCAUUCAAAUUCUAUGUGGAAGAAUGGAGGAAAAGAAGAUUGGAAGCAUCAUAAGCAGUCUUUUAUGCUUUAGUUGUUUAUGAAAUUAAGUAUUAUAUUCAAUAAAAACUCAAAAAAAAAAAAAGCAUGCUGUUCUGUGUAAUUUUUAAUAUAAAUCUGUGUUAAAACAGUGCUUUCUAUAGCUGUAACCAAUAGAAACUCAUUAAUAGAAAUGCUUUUCUCAUGUUAAAAUUGCUAAUGAAAUAUCAUUACGCUGCUUUCUGGGCUACUUCUAAUUUGAUGUGUGUUUGACUACAACUUGAACUGUAUUUUGGCUACUGUUGACUCACCAAAUAUAUGUAUAUCAAGAAAGUUGCCAUAGAGGUAUGCAACUGUAACUUCAAUUAACUGUGUUAUACUUUGUUGUUGUUUGCCUGGUCAAUACUUUGUAGUUGGAAGUGAAAGUGGAAGACUAAAUAACGUCAUCUUCUGGAUUCAUCUGUAUCUGUACAGAAAAUAAACACAUCUUUUUUUUUUAGA
Molecule: messenger RNA, 4607 nt
Organism: Gallus gallus (chicken)
Lineage: Eukaryota; Metazoa; Chordata; Aves; Galliformes; Phasianidae
Gene: LRPPRC
Product: leucine rich pentatricopeptide repeat containing
Exons: 38
Coding region: 27-4142 (1371 amino acids)
Molecular function (GO): protein binding
Source: RefSeq, a predicted model, not a curated record